Camellia sinensis is the source of this 1077-nucleotide messenger RNA. Lineage: Eukaryota; Viridiplantae; Streptophyta; Magnoliopsida; Ericales; Theaceae. The record is from RefSeq and is a predicted model, not a curated record.
AUGGGUUCAUCAUCCAUGAGAAUUGCAGCAAUUGUUUUUUACCUUUGCUUUCUCACCUUUGCAACAUUUCAUAAUUGCUUUUGCAAUGGAAACUCCAGUAUUGUUUGCUCCAAAACUGAAAAGCAAGCCCUUCUAAAAUUCAAGCAAGAUCUUAAAGACCCUUCGAACCGGUUGUCCUCUUGGGCUGGUGACGACUGUUGUCAAUGGUCCGGAGUUGUCUGCGACAACUUCACUGGCCAUGUCCAUGAGAUCCACCUUGAUAAUGCUGAUUGUAAUUAUAAUGGAAAUUAUCCUGAAUAUGAAGCUUGCUGGCUUUAUCACCAGUUAGGAGGUCUUCUUUCAUUACAACCCCUUGAUAUGUCAUUGGUAAACCUUAGCACAGCAGUGGAUUGGUUAGAGGGGAUAAGCACGUUUCCUUCUUUGGUAGAAUUGCACUUGGCUGAAUGUGAUCUCAAAUAUUCUUCUCCUUCAACUACCAUUAACUUUACAUCUAUACAUAUCCUCGACUUUUCUGUUAACUAUUUUGGACCUUCAAUACCUAAGUGGAUUUUUAGUUUGAAUCAUCUAGUUUCCCUAGAUAUCAGUGGUUGGAACUUUUAUGGCCCAAUUCCCAAUGGUAUUAAAAACAUUACUUCUCUCAAAGAGUUUUAUGCUUCUGGAAAUAAUCUGAAUUCACCAUUGCCCAAGGAGUUGUUUAACCUCAAAGACCUCGUUUCUCUAGGCUUAAGCUUCAAUAACUUUCAGGGAUCAAUUCCAAUUGGCCUUCUAAACAUGACUAGCCUUAGAGAUCUAGAUUUAUCCAAUAAUUUUUUCACUUCCUUGCCAAAUGGGUUGUUGUCUAGUCUUCGCUGCCUCGAGUUGGUCAUUCUCAACCAGAAUCACUUGCAACUGCAAGGUGUAAUCUCAGGAGCCAUAGGAAACUUGACUUCCCUCAUUAGCCUUGACAUGUCACACAAUCAAGUUGAGGGAAACAUACCAAGAUCAUUGGGAAAAUUAUGCAAGUUGAAGACAAUUGAUUUAUCAUAUAACAAAUUGGGUGGAGAGCAUAGUUCUAAAUCGCGGUAUCGGGUAACGUAA